AUGCAGACCGAUGCAAAGCAAGAUCCUGCACCUCAAGACUUACCAACAACCGCUUUUUUGGAAAAAGUCUUGACAGAAAUUGAAUCAAACAGUCCUUUAAAUCUUGUUCCUGUAACCGACGCCUUUCGACAAGUUUUCGUGACACGCGUUUCGUUUAUAGAAAUUGGUGUGGUUUAUCCUUCUUAUCGUUCAAUUAAAGCCAUUCAUCAACAACCUUCCAAUGAAAAGGAAUUAAUUGAAGAACAAAAACAGUGGUUAACUUAUUGGACUGUUUAUGGUGCUACUUUACUUUUUGAACACGUUUUGCGACCAUUGUUACGUAAACCACAAUCUAAAUUAAAUACGACUGCUCAAAAGCAGCAGACAACAAAAUGGAAACAGAGUGAUCAACAACGAUUUGUCAAGAUGGAUGAUAAUUCUUCAGGUCCUUCGGAUAUUGUUUAUAGAAAUGACCUUUCACCUGAAGAAAUUUGGAGACGCAAUCCAAGAGAGCGUGAAAGCGAGGUUCAACCGUAUCGUCUAAAUCAUGCUACUUGA
This is a messenger RNA of Racocetra fulgida, 537 nucleotides long. The record is from the annotation of a GenBank genome assembly. NCBI's taxonomy places the organism in Eukaryota, Fungi, Glomeromycota, Glomeromycetes, Diversisporales, Gigasporaceae.